CUACUAGACGUGGCCCCCUAGGGCUGGAGUGGGAGCCAACUAGCCUCCUGCCACCUCGCAAGACGGCAGAGUAGUAGGGGCGGGGGCUGGGGCUGCCCCGUACCUACCCCCUGGCCCUGGAGUGCGGGAUUGGGGGGGGGGGUCUGGGAGCAGAGCGGGGCUCCCAGCCCCCCUCAGUAGGUCGGCUCGUGGUGGGAAACAAGACGACAGAAGAGGGGGAGAGUAAUAUUGUUCUAAGUCCAGGACCUGAGGAACUGAGCUGGGUGCCUGGGAAUAAGGCCCCCCCCCGCCCCCCGCGCCCCAAUUGGGGCAGUAGAUCCUCGGCUGUAAAGGCCAGCGAGGGAAGGAGACCAAAGCACUGGGUUGCGCAGGGUUGUGCGGGGCAAUUGGUGCGACAGGGGCUGGCGGUGUGAACCGAGAUUAGGCUAUACCAUCCAUUCUCCCCUACAUCCACCCCUCCCCACCCUCCUCCCCCCGCAGGAGGAGCCUAAAGCUUGGAGAGCUCUUCUCUCAGCUCCUCUAGGGACUGCGGGAUCUGCCCGGAGUGUAUGUGUGUCUGUGUGCGUGUGUCUGUGUGUGUGCGCACAAGUGUGCGUGCGCCUGUGUAUGUAAGUGAGUGUGUGUCUGUGUGGAGGGAGUGAAGAUAAGGGAAAAGAGGCGGGCAGACGGGUGCCGCCCCCCAGGGAGGUGCGGGCCUGGGGGUGGGGUGGGAGGAAAAAGGAGGCAGCCGGGCAGCCAGGGAGCCAAGGGGCAGUGCGGCGGUGGUGGCCGCAGGGUGCAGCGUGGCAACGCUGACAGCGGGUGGUUAGCGUAGAGGAGGCUGAGUGAAGGGACCUAGGGUGUGAAGGAAGGAAGGAAAGAAGGAAGGAAGGAGGGAGAGAAGCAAGGCAUUUGCCCGGCCGGGGCGCUGCUGUCGUUCGCUGGUGCCCGCCGCAGUGUGCUGGGCGCGCGGCGCCUCCCGGCUCGCCCGCCCGCCCAGGCUGCGCCCGCCAGCCCGCCCGCCUGCUGCUCCGCUCGCCAGCCCUGUUGUUCGCCCUGGCUGCGGCUGUCCACCGGCGCCUGCCCUUCCUCGAGAUGUUCCGCUGGAGCAUCGGCCGCUUUUGCGGAGGGGAAGAGCAGCAGGUUGUCACUCGCACCAUACAAGUUGGUCAACACCAAACCCCAGAAACAGAUGCAUACGUGGCUGAGAAGUUUUGUGAUAACCGGAUUGUGUCCUCCAAGUAUACAAUUUGGAACUUUCUUCCAAAGAAUCUUUUUGAACAGUUUCGAAGAAUUGCCAAUUUUUAUUUCCUGAUCAUUUUCCUAGUCCAGGUCACAGUAGAUACACCAACCAGCCCAGUGACCAGUGGACUCCCGCUUUUCUUUGUGAUAACUGUCACUGCCAUUAAACAGGGAUACGAAGACUGGCUCAGACACCGAGCUGACAAAGAAGUAAAUAAAAGCAUUGUCUAUGUUAUUGAAAAAGCAAAGCGAGUGAAGAAAGAGAGUGAAGCUAUCAAGGUUGGUGAUAUUGUUGAGGUACACGCGGAUGAAACGUUUCCUUGUGAUAUUAUCCUCCUGUCAUCAACCAAUGAUGAUGGGACGUGUCAUGUUACAACAGCCAGUCUUGAUGGGGAAUCUAACUGUAAGACGCAAUAUGCUAUCCCUGAUACCAGCUCGUUUAACACGGCUCAUUCCAUUGAUACCCUCCAAGCCACGAUCGAGUGUGAACAGCCUCAGCCUGACCUGUACAAGUUUGUUGGGAAGAUCAAUAUCUAUGGUAAUAAUGCAGAACCCAUUGCCAGGUCUUUGGGACCUGAAAAUCUAUUGCUGAAAGGAGCUACUCUAAAAAAUACCAAGAAGAUUUAUGGAGUUGCUGUUUACACAGGAAUGGAAAGCAAAAUGGCUUUGAAUUACCAAGGGAAAUCUCAGAAGCGCUCCGCUGUGGAAAAAUCUAUCAAUGGCUUCCUCAUUGUGUACUUGUGCAUCCUCUUGUCCAAAGCUGCUAUUUGCACCACAAUGAAGUAUGUGUGGCAAAGUGUCUCCCACAAUGAUGAGCCUUGGUACAACCAAAGGACCCAGCAUGACCGAGAGACUGCAAAGGUUCUGAAAAUAUUCACAGACUUCUUGUCAUUUAUGGUCCUAUUCAAUUUCAUUAUCCCUGUUUCCAUGUAUGUUACUGUGGAAAUGCAGAAAUUCUUGGGAUCCUUUUUCAUUGCUUGGGAUAAAGACUUUUAUGAUGAAGAAAUACAAGAAGGUGCUCUGGUGAAUACAUCCGACCUCAAUGAAGAGCUUGGGCAGGUGGAGUAUGUAUUUACUGACAAAACUGGGACCCUUACUGAAAACACCAUGGAAUUUAUUGAAUGUUGCAUAGAUGGACAUACGUAUAAGGAGGAAACUGCAGAAACAGAGACAUUCUCUGAAACUGAUGGAAUUCAGCCACUUCCUGGAAGAGCAGAAAAGAGUCGGGAACAGCUCUUUCUCCGUGCUCUGUGCCUGUGCCAUACUGUGGAAACCCAAGUAAAAGAUGAUAUUGACGGAAUUGUCGAAGAGACUGAAUUAACGUAUAUCUCCUCAUCCCCUGAUGAAAUUGCUUUGGUAAAGGGGGCUAAGAAGUAUGGAUACACCUAUUUGGGAAUUAAGGAUGGCCGCAUGAAAUUGGAAAACCAACAGAAUGAAAUUGAAGAGUUCAAGCUUCUCCAUACUUUACACUUUGAUUCUUCCCGGAGACGUAUGAGCGUGAUUGUGAGAAAUGCCCGAGGUGACAUAUUUCUGUUUUGUAAGGGAGCAGACUCUGCUGUUUUCCCCAGGGUGCAAAGGGACCAGAUAGAACAGACUAAAGUCCACGUGGAACGCAAUGCAAUGGAUGGAUAUCGAACAUUGUGUGUGGCCUACAAAGAAUAUACUCUUGAGGAAUAUCAUGCAGUUGACCGUCAGAUCCUUGAAGCCAAGAUGGCUUUACAGGAGAGAGAAGAAAAGUUGGCAAAGGUUUUCGAUGACAUAGAGACUGACAUGAAUUUAAUUGGAUCCACUGCAGUAGAAGACAGGCUUCAGGAUCAAGCAGCUGAGACUAUUGAAGCCUUGCACAAGGCAGGUAUGAAAGUCUGGGUGCUCACUGGGGAUAAGAUGGAGACUGCCAAGUCUACCUGCUAUGCCUGCCGCCUCUUCCAGACCAACACUGAACUCUUGGAGCUGACCACUCGGACCAUCGGAGACAGUGACAGAAAAGAAGAUCGUUUGCACGAACUGCUGACUGACUACCAUAAGAAGCUGCUAUAUGGAUUCCCCAAACGUAGAAGCAUCAGAAAAGGGUGGGGAGAACACCAAGAAUAUGGAUUGAUAAUCGAUGGAUCAACUUUGUCACUUAUAUUAAAUUCUACCCAAGAGUCCACGUCAACUAAUUACAAAAGCAUCUUUAUGCAAAUCUGUAUCAAGUGCACUGCUGUUCUCUGUUGCAGGAUGGCCCCUCUACAGAAAGCACAGAUCGUAAAAAUGGUGAAGAAUAUUAAGGGCAGCCCAAUCACUCUCUCCAUUGGUGAUGGUGCUAAUGAUGUUAGCAUGAUCUUGGAGUCCCAUGUGGGAAUAGGCAUCAAAGGCAAAGAAGGUCGCCAGGCUGCAAGAAACAGUGAUUACGCGGUUCCCAAAUUUAAGCACUUAAGGAAAUUGCUGCUGGCCCAUGGGCAUUUAUACUACGUGAGAAUUGCACACCUAGUGCAGUAUUUCUUCUAUAAGAACCUCUGUUUUAUCCUACCGCAAUUUUUGUACCAGUUCUUCUGUGGCUUCUCCCAACAGCCAUUGUAUGAUGCUGCUUACCUUACGAUGUACAAUAUCUGCUUCACUUCAUUACCGAUCCUGGCCUACAGCUUGCUGGAACAGCACAUCAGCAUUGAAGUUCUCACCGCUGAUCCCAGAUUGUAUAUGAAAAUCUCUGACAACGCCAAGCUAAAGUGGGGCCCUUUCUUGUACUGGACGUUUCUGUCUGCCUUUGAAGGAACUGUGUUUUUCUUUGGUACUUACUUCCUUUAUCAGGCUACAACCUUGGAAGAGAAUGGAAAGGCUUAUGGGAACUGGACUUUUGGAACUACUGUUUAUACAGUCCUAAUAGUCACUGUAACACUGAAGCUUGCCAUAGAUACUCGGUUCUGGACUUGGAUCAAUCACUUUGUGAUUUGGGGUUCCUUAAUCUUCUAUAUCUUUUUCUCAUUCUUCUGGGGAGGCAUUCUCUGGCCUUUUCUCAAGCAGCAAAGGAUGUAUUUUAUAUUUGCCCACAUGGUGACUUCUGUAUCAACAUGGCUGACAAUGAUUCUUCUGAUAUUUGUUGGUCUUUUCCCUGAGAUUCUUAUGAUAGCAGUUAAAAAUGUCAGGAGAAGAACUCCCAAGGCCCAUCACUUCAUUGCCACCUCUGCAUUAACAAGUAUAGUUAAAACUGAGUUGCCUGACCAGAUGGCCUCGAAUUUGGAGCUGCCUAUGUUAGUGUCCUACAAGACUAUUGGCAAUGGUUACGUCUAAGACAAGAUGCUGGAAGAGGCUGCUGCAAAAAAUGUUAUCAUCUCAGGAUACUUGAACUCAUGCCUGUUUUCACUUCUGAGGCCCAGGAGGAAGGCCCUCUGUGAACCAAAUGACUUUAAAUCCUUAAAUGAUAACGCUGUUAUUGUAAGCAGUCUUGCUCCCCUGAAGUAUCAUGGGUGGGGGGGUAUUACUAGGGCAAAACCCUUGAAAGUCUAAGAAAUGCAUACCAUCGAGAUUAGCUAAAAUUCGACUGUAACUCAACAGACUUUAAGACAAAUGUCAAAAUGGGUGCUUAAAACAAACAAAAAAAAUCCUUAACUCAAGCUAUGAGUUAAAGAACAUGGAAUUUAAAUGCUGUAAUGUAGGAAUCAUGUAAUGGGAAUGAAUGCAUUUUGCUGACAUUACUUUUUUGCCUGGCAAAAGAAAUAGCCUGUCUCAAUCACUCGUUUUUGUUUUCUCCUGCUGAAUGAGAUAAAUAUUUAAGUCAUCAAACUCCUCCAAAAGUAGUAUAUGAAAAGGUUGGAGUAAAUGUUUUUCAUUGUGAAAUGUGUUGAUUGCAAAACCCCUUCUGUGUAUAUCGGGGAAGCUGUUAAGUGUUCUCUGUUUGUGCAUAUGCCAAAUCGUGUCCUGCUCUGACAAACUCGCUGGAAAAACAUAUAUGUCAAACACCUCUGUGGAGAGAAGGUUAGCAGCAGAUAAUUCAGCCGAAGGAGGAAACUCGGUCCUUACCUUUUUCUGUUCUGCUGAUCAAACACCACUCUGAGUGGUUUUAUUAGAUUUGAAAAUGCUCCAUCACUGUUUCAUAUCACAUAAGGUUAUUGAAAGUCAUUUUGAAGCAAACAGAACACAAGUCAUUGCUAUGGACAUGAGAGGAAGGUGGGUAAAAACUAUAUUUGCACAAAAAAUUAAUGUAAUCAUAACAUUGUAUGUUUUAUGUUGAGAAGGAAGAAGUUUAUGAUGUCUGUUAGUAAUGUAAUCAUAACAUUGUAUGUUUUAUGUUGAGAAGGAAGAAGUUUAUGAUGUCUGUUAGAAACCUGCUGUCUGUGAAUUAAUGUCACACUAAGAUUGCUGCUCAACCCCUGAGACCAUGACGGAGUCACCAUGAAUAAGUGACUUUCUCCCUUCGCUCAUCUGGCUCGAGUCAUGGUAGACCCAGUUCCGUUGGCCUGUAUGGAAGAUGUAACCCCUAUGAAAAGUUAGUAGAAAAUGUGGAAAUAAAUGAGAACUAUAUACACUUUUUUUUUAACCAACCAACCAAAUAUGUAUAUAUAUAUUUUUAUAAAGUUGAUUACAUUUGAUUUUUAAAUUGAAACAGUCUUUUAGAAAUAUUUUCAUGUCAGUUUCCAAUUCUGUUCAAUUUGCCAUCAGGCAUACCUAUUAUUGUUUGUAAUGUCUUGUAUCUUGGUUUAAAAAUCUGAUAGGUGCAAUUUCUAUUGAUACAUUUAACACGGUUUCUUCUAUCGUUUUUGUCCAUGUUUAUGUGGAAUCUUUUGUAAAUGCUAGGACUGGUGCAAUUUUGGUUAUCGGACCCCAUUCCAGUCUUGACUAAUCAUUUUUUCCUAUUUUCCUAGGUGCUCAUUCAUCAGUGUUACAUUUGUAUAUUUUGUCAGGUAUAGUGCAAUGCCUACCAAAAUGUGCUACAAACAGAAUCAGAAAUGUUGAAAUGAAGGACAAAUGUUUGUCCUUUGGGGUUUGAUUUUGACCUUCUUGUUGGGUAAGAGAAAGCAAGCCCCUUCUGAGGGCAGUGGGUACUCUUCAUUAAGAGAUCUGGAUCUGGAGUUUAAGAGUACCUGGGUUAGAAUCUGAGCUCUGCCACUUACUAUCUGGGUGACCUUGGGCAAGUCCCUUCCCCUCUCUGAUCCUGAGUUUACUUCUUCGUAAAGUGACAAAUGGAUUAGAUGGCUUCCAAAACCCUUUCUAGCUUGAAUCUCCCAUUCUAUGAACUGUGGACACUGUGAAUACACAUAACAGAGGGGAAUGAAAGGUUUCAUAAGUGCAGAACUGUUGUAGAUAUUUAUACCAGUGUGGUUAAAAAACCCCAAAGCUAGAAUACAUCUCUAUUUCUAGGGGCUUUAAGCAAGAAUUUCAAGUCCCAUUUUGAAAGUAAAGGAAAAGAAAGUUUGAAGCCAUACUUCUGCCAUAGAUUAUAGUCAUGCAUUCAUUCAAACAGUAUUUACUAUGUGCAAGGCACAUGUCAUUUAUCGUGUUGUAUUGCAGCACACAGUUGGUAACAGUUCCACCAUCAUACAUGCCUGUUGUAGGCAUCUGUCUUUUUUUUUUUUUUUUGCAGAUUUUAUUAACGAAUCAAAAGAGCCCAGCAUAGGGUCACCAUUGCGGGGUAGGGGAGGCAAAAAACAAAAGUAUGGGAAGAAUGCUGCCUAGUGUUGCUAGCAAUAGUUUGCAGCUCUUUAGCCAUUCUAUUUAAGCCAUGCUGGCAGGAAGGGAAAGGCAUGAUGGAAUGUGCUACCCUGUAUUUGCAUAAUUUGGAAUGAUCCGAAGUAGAAUUUCUGUGUUAAGUUGUUCAGAAUUGUUCUCCAAAGUAGGAAGAUGGGAUACACUGAGCGAAGACCAUGUAUUCCUUCGAUACCAACUACAUUCACACCAGCGAGAUGUAAAACUGCAAAAAUCCUCAAGGUGCUUAGCUGUGACAUAGGCUGCUUAUUGUGCCCCUUAUCGUAUAUUGAUGUGUAAGUCUCGUGCAUUGUGCAGCUUGCAAAGGUGGAACUCCGAUAUCAUGAGGUUUUUUUUUCCACCUAAGCAAUUUUAUACAUUCACAUGGUGGCUUUCUAUAACAGAGAUUGAAUGUGAAUGCUACUUUUUAUGAAUGCAAAUUGUCUUUUUCAUUACCAAAAUUUUUCGUUUGAUGUAAUCAAUAAACUUUGGUAUGAUCUCAUUAA
Molecule: messenger RNA, 7385 nt
Organism: Phascolarctos cinereus (koala)
Lineage: Eukaryota; Metazoa; Chordata; Mammalia; Diprotodontia; Phascolarctidae
Source: RefSeq, a predicted model, not a curated record